Messenger RNA from Lachancea thermotolerans CBS 6340, 315 nucleotides. RefSeq names its product KLTH0G19492p. Lineage: Eukaryota; Fungi; Ascomycota; Saccharomycetes; Saccharomycetales; Saccharomycetaceae. The transcript has a single exon. Bases 1 to 315 code for a protein of 104 amino acids. The record is from RefSeq and is a predicted model, not a curated record.
AUGGGCGGGUGUUUUCACGCUUAUGCAAGCAGAGAUGGGCGGAAAAGUAGACACAAAGAUAAGUACACAGAGGGCUCGGCUGUGUUGGCGAGCAACAACAGAGGUGGUGGCAGUGACAGCCGCGGCAUAUUACCCGGCGGGCGUAUACGCUCCAGCACAGUGCAGGCAUGGGGAUCGCUGGUUGCAACGCCCCACUGUGUCGCCGGUUUUGUCGCGGGGCGUGUAGAUGCUCGGGAAACGAUGGUCAUGGCCUGGGAACGCGGGACCUGGAGGCAGGUUUCGCGUAUAAUCGCGGCGCUCGAGCGUGCUGGAUGA